AUGGCCAGCACCGGCGAAGACACCGAUGAACAUGCAACAGAGAAUGUGCGGCGGACGUUGAUGGCUCCGGAUGCCGGCUGCGUGGAGGUUUGGUCGCCGCGGUCGAAUCGAUGGAAGCGCGUGCACCUGCUGGCUCGGAUGGACCUCAGGUGGAUCGGCGCAAAGGGCGACGGAGUCCUGCCAAAGGACACCAAGGCCUGGGUGGGCAAGGGGCACAGCAUGGCGCUGGUGCGGGGCCGCACGGAGGUGAUCCACACGGAGGGGGACUGCCAGUGGGCGGUGCAGCUUGGAGAGGACAAGCAGGAGUUCAGGGCGGAGACCGCCGACGAUGCGGCACACUGGGUGGCUGCCUUGCGAUGGCGAGUGCGGCCAUGGAUCGAUCUGCUGAACAGUCGGGUGGGCGCCGGCGUUGGACUUGAAAAUUUGCCGGAGAGAGAGCCGACGGGCUGGCCCCUCCGCGUGCAUCAGCUGGCCACUGCCCAGUCGGUUGUCAGCGUGCUGAACACCGCCGGAGCGAUUGCGAAGGACGCCCUGGGCACCCUGCCCGUCGUCGGUCCGGCCCUGUCGGUGCUGGGCUUCGCCCUCGAGGUGGCGGGAAGGGUCAAGUCCGACGUGGACAACCUCCAGCCGGCGCGAACGACGCUCUCGCGAGUCGCGGAGCGCACCGUGGAGACGCUGCAGCGUGCUGUGCAGGGCCGGGCGGAGAGUCGGUUUGAGGAGCUGUCAGAGUUGCUGGGUGUGAUAGAGGAGGGCGCCCGACAACUCGAGAGUUUCGAGUACCAGUCAACGGUGCAGAUGACCGUACAUGGGGUAUUCAAGGGAAAACCGGGGCCGUCUGCAGUUCUGAAGCUCGCAUCAGAGUGCGAGCUGCGGUUGUCAGCAUACGAGCAGCACGACACGAACAAGGCUGUCCAGGACAUGCCAGAUCGUUUGGAAAGCACUU
This is a messenger RNA of Ostreobium quekettii, 943 nucleotides long. Lineage: Eukaryota; Viridiplantae; Chlorophyta; Ulvophyceae; Bryopsidales; Ostreobiaceae. The record is from the annotation of a GenBank genome assembly.